AUGGCAGAAAAGAAACAGGCUGACAGAUUGGCAGCCUUAGCUAGAGCGCAGGUUAAUGUGCAAAAUGUCGGGCAACAAGCAUUGCAUCCAAAUCCUGAGGACGAAGAUGUAGGAUAUGAGGAGUUGCUAAAUCCUGGUUACCCAAGUUGUGAUGUAGUUGAUGUUGAAUCGGAAGAAAGUGGUCUAGUGGAAUCUGAGAAGUUGGAUAAUUCUACUGAUGCUCCGGAUAAAGACAAACAGAAGCAGAAAGAGGAAAAGGCAGAUCCAGGAGCAUUUACCAUCUCGUGUACUAUUAGGUCCCUGCAUUUCACAAAAGCACUAUGUGAUUUGGGAAACAGUAUAAAUCUAUUGCCACUUGCUGUGUACAAGAAACUGGGUUUGGGGGAUACUACCCCGACGAACAUACGAUUGGUGACCACAGAUAGGUCUGUAAAGCGGCCUGUGGGUAUAUUACACGAUGUAUUAGUAAAGGUGGCCAACUUCAUUCUGCCUACUCAUUUUGUAGUUCUGGACCAUGAGGCGGACUUUGAAGUGCCCAUUAUUUUAGGUAGAUCAUUCCUUGCAACUGGGAGAGUGAUAGUGGAUAUGGAACUGAAUGCGCUGAAGUUCAGGUUCAGUGACAAGGAAGAAAGAUUCAAAAUACACUCAUCCAUGACACCGGCAUAG
This is a messenger RNA of Capsicum annuum, 666 nucleotides long. RefSeq lists its product as uncharacterized. The coding region runs from base 1 to 666 and encodes 221 amino acids. Lineage: Eukaryota; Viridiplantae; Streptophyta; Magnoliopsida; Solanales; Solanaceae. The transcript has 3 exons. The record is from RefSeq and is a predicted model, not a curated record.